AUGAACAGUCACACCAAACACAAUGCUGGCAUCGCCGUCGGUUUCUAUGGCAACGGGGAAUCGAGCGACGGGGCCAAUCGUCUGGCCUACUCCCUUCGCCAUGCCAACCGCACCGUGGCGGGGAUUGACAAGCUUGUGACGGACAGCGCCCUGGCCCUGAACCAGACGGUGGAUGAGGGGCUGGUGCAGCUGGAGACGGCCUAUAAGGAGCAGGCGGACUACGUGUCCAUCGUGCAGAAGCUGCAGGGCCAGCUGGACGAGCUGGUGCGUCUGAUGGUGGACGUCCCCUUCUGGUCCAACGCCGACGUCUCCCUGGAGGACCUGGCCCGCAAGACGGAGACCUUCGACUGGUACAGAUGGCUGGGCUAUUUAACGCUGCUGCUGUUUGACGUGCUCAUCUGUCUGCUGGUGCUCUUCGGCCUGAUCCGCAACUCCAGAGGCACUCUGAUUGGCGUGUGCCUGCUGGGCGUCCUCACUCUGGUGAUCAGCUGGGCCUCGCUUGGCAUGGAGCUGGCUGUCGCCGCAACGGCGAGUGAUUUCUGCGUUUCUCCGGAUACCUACAUCACCAGGGCAACGGAGGAGAACUCUGUUAUUAACCAAGACAUACUGCAGUAUUAUCUUCGGUGCAGCCCUGGCCAGGUGAACCCAUUCCAGCAGAGGCUGUCUGGGAGCCACAAAGCCCUGGUAGAGAUGCAGGACGAUGUAGCUGAGCUACUGAGAUCCGCCACCCGUGACUACCCCAACACUAAGGGGAACCUUGAACAGAUCCAGUCCGUGUUAAACUCCACCGAAGUGGGCCUGCAUCAGCUUACAGCUCAUGUUGACUGCCGCAGCCUACACAUGGACUACGUCCAGGCUCUGACGGGCCUGUGCUAUGACGGCGUGGAGGGCCUCAUCUACCUGGUGCUCUUCUCCUUCGUCACAGCCCUCAUGUUCUCCUCUAUCGUCUGCAGCGUGCCUCACACCUGGCCGAGCAAGAGGACGGAGGAGGAGGAUGGCGAGGACGAGUCGGGCGCCUCGCGCGGCGGCGCGCACGAUAACCUGUACCGAGUUCACAUGCCCAGCCUCUACAGCUGUGGCUCGAGCUUUGGUAGCGAAGCUAGCCUGCCCGCUACGGCGCACACUGUCAGCAAUGCCCCCGUCACUGAGUACAUGAGCCAGAACGCAAACUUUCAGAACCCUCGGUGUGAGAACACCCCUCUGAUUGGCAGAGAGUCCCCUCCGCCCUCUUACACCUCUAGUAUGAGGGCCAAGUACCUGGCCACCAGCAGGCCCGAGCAGAACCGGCGGUCCGUCCCCAACGACCAACUGGACCCGGCCAGCCGCCCCCACGCCACCGCACGUCCCCAGUCCUCCGUCCACUAGAGGGCGACGCCACACCACCGCCGCCUCCAUCUCAUCCUCCACCUCCUCCUCCUCCUCCUCC
This is a messenger RNA of Gadus chalcogrammus (walleye pollock), 1426 nucleotides long. Its product is annotated as protein tweety homolog 3-like. The record is from RefSeq and is a predicted model, not a curated record. Gene Ontology annotation, cellular component: plasma membrane. Bases 1 to 1365 code for a protein of 454 amino acids. The transcript has 13 exons. Gene Ontology annotation, molecular function: intracellularly calcium-gated chloride channel activity; volume-sensitive chloride channel activity. Lineage: Eukaryota; Metazoa; Chordata; Actinopteri; Gadiformes; Gadidae.